Molecule: messenger RNA, 4089 nt
Organism: Drosophila obscura
Lineage: Eukaryota; Metazoa; Arthropoda; Insecta; Diptera; Drosophilidae
Gene: Lrch
Product: leucine-rich repeat and calponin homology domain-containing protein
Exons: 9
Coding region: 379-4020 (1213 amino acids)
Molecular function (GO): protein binding
Source: RefSeq, a predicted model, not a curated record
UUGUUUUGUUUUCGUCGUUUCACCCGCCUCGCAUCGUUCCGUUCGUAUGUUCUCUCGCAUCGUUUUUCGCUUCUGUUCGUCUGCGGUGGUGGUCGUGUGUGUGUGAGGUAGUGUGUGAGAGAGAGGAGAACAAACGGGAAGCAGAAGCCGCAGCAAGGAAGCCUCGAAAGGAAAAUCCAAUUCCCGGAAAUCUUAUCAAAUGAGCAUUUCUUGGCGUUAGCUGCUAGAAUCAUUCCAAAUAAAAGCAGCAAAAAUGCCUCGGCUCUAAUCGCGUUUUUUUCUGUGAAUAGUUUUGAUAGUCCGUGCCCCGCGCGUGUGUGCUAGUGUGUGUUUUCGUGUGUCGCCGUCGCAGCCGCCACCACGCCUACACGCUCGAGAAUGGCUGCCACGGUCUACCAUCGCCUGCACAGCGUCGCCGUCGGCAGCCCCAGCACCAGCUCCACUUCCUACUCCUCGUCCGGCUCGCCGGGCGCCUCCUCCUCGUCGUCGGCGCUGCUCAGCCACUCGCAGCUGACGCGCUCCCUGGAGCGUAUCCUGGAGGAGGCGCACUUCAGCGGGGAGCUGAUCCUCACCAAUCGCAAGCUGAAGGACUUUCCCAAGACGGGCACCAAGUACGCGCUCACGGAUACGGUAAUUGCAGAUCUAUCCCGAAAUAGAUUCUGUGAGCUGCCGGAGGAGGUGACCACGUUCGCGUUCCUGGAGACGCUGCUGCUCUACCACAACACGAUCCGCAGCAUACCGGAGUCGGUGAAGCAGCUGUCCUCGCUGACCUAUCUGGAUCUGCGCAGCAAUCAGCUGUCGUCGCUGCCGCGCGAGAUCUGCUUCCUGCCGCUGCAGGUGCUGCUCGUGUCCAACAAUCGACUGGUCACACUGCCCGACGAGCUGGGCCGCAUGGACCAGACGCUGACCGAUCUGGACGCCUCCUACAAUCAGCUGUCGGCGCUGCCCGCACGCCUGGGUGAGCUGCGCACCCUGCGCUCGCUGUCGCUGCGCAGCAAUCAGCUGAUGUAUCUGCCGCGGGAGCUGACGUGCCUCAGCCUGGUGUCGCUGGACGUGAGCAACAAUCGGAUUGCCAGCCUGCCGCUCGAGAUACGCCACAUGACGACACUGGUGGAGCUGCAGCUGGAGAACAAUCCGCUCACCGCGCCCCCGGCCAGUCUGUGCAUGCGGGGCCUGGUGCAUGUGUUCAAAUUUCUGGAGACGCAGGCCACCAAGGACGAGAAGGGCUCCCGUACGGGCGGCAACUACGAUGGCUACACCACGCUGCGGCGUGCGCCGCGCCACAAUUCCAGCGGCAAUGUGCUGGAGGCCAGCACCAACAGCUGCAGCAGCAGCAGCAACAACCAGCGACGCCAUCAGAUCGACUCCGGCUACAGCACCAGCGAUGGCCUGGACAAGCGCUGGUCGCACGACAAUCCGCCCAAGUCCAAGACAGACUCGCCGCUGCACUGCUCGUUGGCUGCCACACUGCCGCGCGCCGUGGCGCCCAGCGCCAUACACAUGCACGCCGAUCUGAUGGACGCCUCGCUCACGUCCAGCACCAGCACCAUUGUCGAUGAGAGCCUCACGCUCAGUCCCACGAACUCGCCCUGCAAGCUCAGCUACGCGCACUCGAACAGCUCAAGCAACGGCUCCUCGCCGGAUCACGACGAGGAUCUGAUGAUGGACCAGGAGCCACAGGAGCGGGCCUCAGCGCACGCCAGCAAUGGCAAGCCCGGCAAGAGCCUCAGCAACAUUCAGACCUACAAGGAAUACAAAGAGGCGCUGAAGCAGCAGCGCAAUCAGGAGAUCAGUGUCUACAAGCAGAAGCAUCCGAAUGCCAAUCACAGUCCCAAUGAUGACGAUGAAGAUCAGUCGCCGCCGCCGCCACCAAUCCAUAGCCAAGCAACAGCUGGCCUGACCAACGGUGGCGGCGGCGGCGGCUCCAGCACACUGCCAAAGUCCAUUAUGAAACAAUCGAGUCUGAAUAGCAACCAAAACGGGCACAAUGGCAAUGGCAGCGGGCACGGCAAUGGCAAUGGCAAUGGCAAUGGAGUCGAUGAUGUUAUUAUACCAAAGAAACCCAUACAGAAGGUGAUACCCUCGCGCAACACGGAGAUUAAGUCUGCCUGUGCAACGGGCAACGCCACUGCCGGCGCGGCCGCCGUCUCCACGGAUUGUCUGGGCUAUGUGAAGCCGCAGAGUCCCCUGAAGAAUGGCACCACAAAAUUCAAUACGUCCAAUGGAGCCACAACUUCAACGGUAGUCAGCAGCACCACCAUCAGCACCACGAGCGUCAGCAUUAAGUCCCCGGUGAGCAGCACCACCAAGCUGGGCACAGUGAAGACGCAUCGCUCGGUUACUUGGAAUCAUGACAUACCCGCUGAGAAGCUGAGCUUUACGAUGCGUCGCGAGUUCGAUCGACAGCGUGAGGAAACCGAAUUGAUGUCGCAGCUGAGGAGUAUCAUCGAAACACGUCUGAAGAUGACGCUGCCCGUGGAUAUAGCAUCGGCACUGACCGACGGCGUCAUCCUGUGCCACUUGGCCAACUAUGUGCGUCCGCGUUCAGUGGCCAGCAUCCAUGUGCCGUCGCCUGGUGUGAACAAGCUGACAAUGGCCAGAUGUCGGCGUAAUGUGGAUAACUUCUUGGAGGCCUGUCGUCGCAUUGGCGUGGAUGAGGAGUUGAUUUGCUCCUGUGAAGAUGUUGUGCCACAAAUUGAACCACAACAACAACAACAACAACAACAAUUGCCACGCGCUGACGAUGACUAUGAUGCUGAUGUAUAUGUGAAUAACGAUGAUGCUGCUGACAUCAGUGGCAGCAGCAGCAACAGCAGCAGCAGCGGCAACCACAACAACAACAGCAGCUAUAGCAACAAACAUAAUAGCGAUCAUGAUGAUGAUUAUGCUUAUGCUGGCCAAGUGCCAAAUGCAUUGGCCCUACUGCGCACAGUGUCCGCUCUGAUUGCCCUGGAUGCGAAUCCACAUCAUCAGCAGCACAUACAGCAAGAGCUGCACCAGCGACUGCAGCAGCUGCAGCUGCAGCAUCAAACGGUUGUUGUUGUGCAGCAGCAGCAGCAGCAGCAGCACCUUGAGCAAGAGCAAUUAACUGAGACAACCUGCAGCCAACAGCAAGAACAGAUGUUGCAGCAACAACAACAACAGCUAGACCAUGUUUUAUAUGAAAAUUGUGAGCUUAUGAGCAAUGGCAAAGAACCUCAAGCUAAUGCUAAUGCCAAUGCCAAUGCUAAUGAUGAUGUUAAUGAUGAUGAUGAUGAUGAUGUGCAGCAGCAUCUGUCGGCAGUGGGGCAAAUGCUGCGCACGGCCAAGCAAAAGACCUACGAGAAGAUCAAACACAAUCUGCUCAGUGCCCAUGGCCAGCAUAGCUUCCAGAGUAGCAGCAGCAACAACAACAAUCGCACAUUGCACACCAUUGUAGAGAGCGAGCAUGAUGUGGCCACCGCUGGACCGGCUGGUCACUAUCACCUCAUCGACGAGAAGCAAAAGCAGCAGCAGCAGCAACAGUCAGUAGAGUCCGUAGCAGCAGCAGCAGUUCCUGCUCCUGUCUCCGCUGCCGCAGCCAAGGAAGCCAUCAGCAAGCGGAUUGAGUUCUUCGAACAGCAGCGGAAUGGCAAGCCGCCCCAAGUGGAGGUCUUCAGCAUCUAUCGCAUCGGCGAGGACAAACAGCAGCAGGAGCAGCAGCUGCAGCUGCAGCAGAAGAAACUCAAGUCCAAGGGCAAGGAUGCUGGAACUUCGUUGCUCAAACACGAUUCGCACACCCUGACCGUGCUGCUGUCGUGCGUCUUCAUAGCCACCUUCCUUUGGCUUAAUCUGAUUUGCUGCGCUGCCGAUGUGCUGGAGGGCAAAGGAGCUGUCCAGGUGGCCAUCACGGUGGGCGAACUCUUUCGGCUGCAUGGCUGCGGUGCUGUUUGCGGUGCCAGCGUCGGCGGUGGCAGUGGCAACAGCAGUGGAGCAGCCACACCAACCAAAUCACCAACCAGAAUGACGCGAGCCAGCAUGUCGCCCACGCCGAUGGCCUAAAUGGAUGCCACAACGAAGGACAGCUUAUGCAGAGCAGUGGCUGCUGCUGCCACUGGAAGGAUGAAGGAU